Molecule: messenger RNA, 1222 nt
Organism: Rhipicephalus sanguineus (brown dog tick)
Lineage: Eukaryota; Metazoa; Arthropoda; Arachnida; Ixodida; Ixodidae
Exons: 1
Coding region: 35-1222 (395 amino acids)
Molecular function (GO): nucleic acid binding; zinc ion binding
Source: RefSeq, a predicted model, not a curated record
ACUUCCGGCCACGACAGUGAACGGACGUGCCAUCAUGUGCUCCCGUGUAGGGGCGGUUUCAGCGGCUCGUGUGGGCCGCGGUAUCAGGUGUACCGAAAAGCCAGGCGAAGAUUUCCAGGUUGUUCUGCCUCAUUUGCCUUCAGGUGAUUCUGUUUUGCACACGGUUUUUUUGCAUGGCAAUUUAAAAGCCAGACCGUAUCGAGUGGAGCAUGUCCGAGACAGCCUUGCUCGUCUUUCGCUGCUGCCGGAAGUGGUCGCCCUUGGGGCAUACCAAAUGAAUCACCUGUGGGCAGUGACGUUCAAGGAUGAUGAAGGCAAAAAGAAGAUGCUGGCGGCGGAGUCAUUCGACGUCAAGGACCAUCGCUGUAUGGUGAUUGACCCCCGUGACCGUGGUGUGCGGCUAAAGCUAUACUGGUUGCUUCAUGGGGUGCCGGACGAAGACGUGCGAGUUGCCUUGUCGCCUUUCGGAAAAGUCACCGAAAUAAGCAGAGACAAGUGGAAGGUCCAGGGUUGCAGUGACAAAGGGUCAACUACCCGCUCGGUUACAAUGAAACUGCAUGUGGGCGUUACUGUGGACGACCUGCCACACCAACUGCGUGUUGCGGAAGACAUGGCGCUCGUCGUCAUUCCUGGCAGAGCACCGCUCUGCCUCCGAUGCCGGGGCAUCGGGCACAUUCGACGGGACUGCCGCGUGCCGCGUUGUGGGGUUUGUCGUCGCUAUGGCCACGAUGACUCUCACUGCGUGCGGUCAUACGCCAGCGUUACAGGGCCAAGCCGAACGGAUGAAGUCUCUGAGCACCUGAUGGACGCCGCGGACGCCGAAGAAGCGAGCAGGGAGGACGACAAUGUGGAAAUGCCUGUAAAGCCCCUUGAACCUUCUUCAGGAGCCGCACAGGAAGGGACCAGUGAAAGCGACAAGCCCCUUGUUGCGCCAGGAACGAAGGCAGAGAAAAAAGCAGGAGACGACGACGCGAAAGCCGCGAGCGAGUCAUCGGCAGCUGCGCGAGAGGUCGGCCCGGGUGCAACGGACGUCGAGAUGACCGCGGCAGGAGCCAUCGCUUCAAAGCGGGCUCGUGAGGCAUCUGACAGCACAGGAAACGUGGGCACGUCAGGCACCGGAGAACCUCCAAAAAAGACAGCGACUGGUCGGCGGCCUACCUUGAAACCAAGGCCAAACCUACCGCCUGACCGUGGGGAGACCCCAACGCCGCCUCCGCCUUAG